AUGUCAACCUUCUGGCGCCAUACGUUAAUCUCACUGCUCACUGCAGCACUUGCUGUUCGCACUUCAGCGACGAGCAGCAAGUCCGCGUGUGCGCAGCUGGCGGCCAGCUUCCCAGAAUACACCACUGUCUCUGGCUCAGCGUCGUACACCACAAAAAUCGACAGCGUUUGGUCCCAGACCUGCGUGGAAGACGCGUACUGUGUGUUCGAGCCUGAAUCUUCCAAGGAUGUCUCAACCGCGAUUGGCAUCUUGCGCAAGACGAAGACCAAGUUCGCAGUGCGCAGUGGCGGCCACAUGCCCAACCCCGGGGCCAACUCGAUCUCACAUGGCGUUCUUAUCUCUCUUUCGCGAUUGAACACUCUCGAGCUCACGGCCAACCACGAGGUUGUUCACAUUGGCCCGGGGCUUCGAUGGUACGAUGUCUACACUUGGCUGGCCGACUACAAGCUGACCACGGCCGGAGGCCGAUUCGGCCCAGUGGGCGUCGGCGGCUUGCUGCUCGGAGGAGGCAUCAACUACUACGGAUCGAAAGUUGGCUGGUCCGCUAACAAUGUGGUUAAUUUUGAGGUGGUCCUCGCCGACGGCUCCAUUGUCCAGGCCAAUGCCAGCUCCAACACAGACCUUUACUGGGCGCUGAAAGGAGGCUCGCAGAACUUUGGCAUCGUCACGCGGUAUGAUAUGAAGACUUUCGCCAUCCAAAAUGUCUGGGGUGGAACUCUGGCCUAUCCAGCCACUUCGCUCGAUGCCUACAUCCAUGCUGUGGCAAACUUCUCCUCCCCCGAUGGAGGAUCUGCUGAUCCCCUCGCUGCGGCCGAUCCUUUGCUCCUGAUGUAUCCCAAUACCAGCCAGAUUCAGCCCGCUGCUGUCCUGCUCUACAAUGCUGCUAUUGAGAACCCCGCCGCACUCAAGGCCUUCAUCGACAUCCCCGCCGUGAGCGACUCCGCCGCCGUACGCACAUUCACGAAUUUCGCCGUAGAGCAAAACUCUUCCUCCUACUGGGACAGAAGCAGCCGGCGUUCUUUCUGGGCCACCGCCGUGAAAGCAACACCGGAGGCAGUCUAUCUCGCCAACACCACCUUCAUCCAGGCUGCCAUGGAGCAAGUGUCCGAUUUGUCGGAUUUACUCACUAGCAUUACUUACCAAACCAUUACUGAGGACUGGCUUGAUGCUGCGCGUGCUUCGGGAGGAGACGCCAUCGAUCUAGAUCCCGCCGAUGGAGCGUUCCUCGUUCUGUUGAUAUCCAACACGUGGACAAACGCCGACCACGACGACCGGAUCGUCAGCUUUUCCGAGAAUGUCAUUGCCGAAAUCGAGUCAAAGGCCAGGGCUGCUAACGUCUAUUACCCCUUCGUUAACCUCAACGAUGCCGGCCCGAGCCAAGCCCCGUUCAAGACAUAUGGAAAGGGCCAAUCGCUUAGAAAAUUGAAGACCAUUCGGAAGAAAUACGAUCCUUCGGGGGUUUUCCAAACUCUGUCGCCCGGGGGGUUCAAGCUGGGGGCGUAA
Messenger RNA from Aspergillus nidulans FGSC A4, 1503 nucleotides. Its product is annotated as FAD-binding oxidoreductase. Lineage: Eukaryota; Fungi; Ascomycota; Eurotiomycetes; Eurotiales; Aspergillaceae. Bases 1 to 1503 code for a protein of 500 amino acids. Gene Ontology annotation, molecular function: FAD binding; flavin adenine dinucleotide binding. The transcript is spliced from 4 exons. The record is from RefSeq and is a predicted model, not a curated record.